Messenger RNA from Aphanomyces invadans, 2256 nucleotides. RefSeq lists its product as hypothetical. Lineage: Eukaryota; Oomycota; Saprolegniomycetes; Saprolegniales; Verrucalvaceae. The coding region runs from base 12 to 1559 and encodes 515 amino acids. The record is from RefSeq and is a predicted model, not a curated record. The transcript has 10 exons. Gene Ontology annotation, biological process: lipid metabolic process.
CUUCAAGAACGAUGUUGCGCUAUGCCACCACCGCCGCCCGCCGACAACUAACACGGGCUCUGGCGACGUCGCCGCAGCCCCUGCAACGCGAUCCCCUCUCGAUACUCAAGACGAUCGCAGACGCAGUGCCUUCGUCGUUAAUGAAGAUGACGUCCGCAGAUUGGCUGCUACGGCUUACCGUUCUGGCACGACACAACUCGAGCCGACCGUCUGAAUCGUCCCCGUCAGCAACGAAAAAUGCAACGGAAUCCUCGCUGAUGCUGAACAAUGCACAGUUUCUGAGAGAAUUGCAGUACUACGUGCGUGUGUGCGAUGCCAUCUACGCGUCGAGUCAAGACCGGUUCAUGCGAGAGAGCUUGUUGGCCCAGGGCAAUGUAACCAUCGUCCAGUCCCAUCAAGGUGGGGUAUUUGCGCCAAAGUACUACGUGUACGUAGACCACGACAGGCGGACCAUUGUCCUUGUCAUCCGGGGCAGCGCCAGCAUCCAGGACUUCGUCACGGACAUGUGCAUGCACCACGAGCCAUUCUUGACGGGAUACGGUCACCGUGGCAUUGUGCAUGCCGCCAAUUGGAUGGACUGGAAGCUCCGCGACGACAUGCUGAAGCUAGCGGCGGAGUAUCGAACGUACAAUAUCCGCCUCACUGGCCACAGCCUUGGCGCGGGGACCGCCGCGCUGUUGGCGCAUUUGUGGUCGUCAGUCAUACCUCGAAUGCACUGCAUUGCGUUUGCCCCUCCCGCGUGCUUGACCCUCGAUUUGGCCCAGGCGUGCGAGUCGCAUGUGACGAGCGUGAUCCUUGGCGACGACUGUGUUCCACGAUUGAGCGGCGCCAACCUCGUGACCUUGCUUGAUGAGGUCGAGCAGUUUGAAGUGUCGACAGCGUUGAAAGCGAUGGUGGCGGAGGAACUCCAAGCCAAAGCCAAGCAAACACAAGACAGCGCGGGCGUCAGGCAGCUGCGACAGGCAAUCGAUCGCGUUGAAUCGUUGAAAAAGACAGCGUCCGAGAACCUGGCGACGAAAAUUUCAGCGAUCACUCCGCCAUCCGUCAAUACGCUGUCGUGGCUCGAAGACAAGCCGUUUGCAACGGAACUCAAGCAGCUCUGGAAACAACUCGACCAACGAAAGGAAUCGCAAACGACGGACAAGCGCUGGGUACAAGACAAACCGUUCGCAGCCGAACUCAAGGCUCUAUGGGAGCAAGUUGACACGCAUCUGGGGCGUACGGAGCAAUUUCUCUCUCUCGAUCCUAGACAAUUGCCUGUUAUAUCGGCAUGGCCGUUCAAGUUGAGCGACCAAAAUCAUGUCGAAUGGCGCAAACGCAUGGACUUUAUCGCGUCCAUGCCAAGCCACGCAUCGUCCAAGCAACUGAUAUCGUUGUGGGGAAAUCUUGACGUCACCGUGAUCGCAAUGGAAGGGCUCGUUCGUUUCGUCAACGACCCCGACCGCAAGAAGCAACUCGUUUCGCAAAUUGAAGGGCUGUUGCGGCAGAUUUCAACGACGCGAUCUGCUUUUUCCAGCCGUACGAUACAAGCGAACGCGCCUUUGGAACAAUGCCGUUGACACCCACACGUCGUAGUGGCACCGCUGUUGGACCCCAUGUCAAAUCGUUUCUACGAGCUCUUGAUCGCGACCAAGCAUACCGUCCAGCAAACCAACUGGGUCCUUCCCAUGUCCAGCAAGUACCUGUCUUUUUUUUUCAGCCGGCAAGCCCCAUAUUGCUUCUUGCGUAGUUUCAAGGCGGAAGCGAGCCCACGCGCCGACCUCUCGACAAAACCAGCCCGUCCGUCGUCGCAGCUGCUGCAAAACAAAAUUCUGUCCAUGGUCGAUAGCAUUUGCGCCGACCUGCGCCGUGAAACAGACUCAAUCAUCCAACUCGGCAAAUCGACAAUGUGCGUGGAGCACGUCCUGUUCGGACUCAUUUUGAUCCAGGACGAACGGCGACGCGAACACGGCACUGGACGACAUUCCACAGGAUCUGCUCGGCAUGGAACCAGUUUUCCCCCCAGGAAAAGUCAUCGUCGUCGACUCGUCGGGAAAUCCACCCGCGCUGACGCAUGUGCCGGACGUUGGCACGUAUUUCAACCGCAUUGUUGUGUCAAACGACAUGAUCAUGGACCAUUUGAGUUCGACGUACGACGAAGUCAUUGGGACGAUGUUGGAAACACUCGACAGACCUCCUCAAGAAGGAUAGCGUCGCAUAAUAUAACGGCGACGUCGGCCUGUGUUUAUGAUGAAGCCGAUUGUCGUAGAAUCUGAC